CGCCUCUUUCCCAUGCGCUCGGAUUCUAUGCUUGCCGUGCGCCGGGUGGAAGCGGGGAAGCGCCUGCGCGCGUUAGCGGCUGCCUGCUGGUGGUGUCGUAUUGGCCUCUCUCACCAUAUGUGCUGAGGCGCGUGUGGAUGUGGCUGGCUGGGCCGUACGUCUGAAAGGCAGUUGUGAGCGCAGCCAUGGGCAAGAAACAGAAAAACAAGAGCGAGGAGAGCGCCAAGGAUGAUAUUGACCUUGAUGCUCUUGCUGCUGAAAUAGAGGGUGCAGGUGCUGCCAGAGAACAAGAGCCUCAGAAGUCUAAAGCCAAGAAGAAAAAGGAAAAGAAGAAACAAGAAUAUGAUGAAGAAGAUAUUUUGAAAGAAUUAGAAGAGCUAUCUCUGGAGACUCAAGGAGGGAAAGUUGAGAGAGAACCAGCUUCAAUAAAGUCAGAGAAUGACAAUGAAGAAUUCAGCUUUUCAAAACAAGAUAAGAAAAAGAAAGGAAAGAACAGAAAGUCCAUCUUGGAGGAGGAGGAUAGUGAAGAAAUGGAGGAUAAAGAUAAAAAGUCUAAAAAGGCUCCCAAGCCCCCUAAGGAAGCUCCCUCUGGCAGUGAUGACGACGACGAUGACUUUGAUAUAUUGCUUAAGAAAAAGAAAGGAAAAGCCCCAAAACCAAAUAGGAAGCAGGAGCUUUCCGAAGAAGAUGAAGCUGUUGUUGCUAGGAAAAGCAAAGAGCGUACACAAGCAGGGUCAUCUGGCGAGAGUGGUGAUGAAUUGGAUGAAGGCUCAGAGUCCAAAAAAGGACAGAAGAAAAACCAGAAGGCAAAACCAGUGGCUGAGGCUGAAAGUGGUGAUGAAGAGGUGGACUCUUCAUUCAAAAUAAAAACAGUGGCUCAGAAGAAAGCAGAGAAAAAAGAACGAGAGAGAAAGAAGCGUGAAGAGGAAAAGGCCAAACUGAGGAAACAGAAGGAAAAAGAAGAUCUGGAAGCCAAUAAAGAACAUGGAAAGCAGAAGGAGGUUUUAAAGAAGGCUGAAAAAGAAACCACUUCAGAAUCAGUGCCAGCAUCUACCACUGUAGAAAAAGGAGAAACUUCAGUAGUAGCAGAAGGCGAUGAUAAUGAAGGAGAGAAAAAGAAGAAAGAAAAAGAUAAAAAGAAAAAGAAAGGAGAGAAAGAAGAAAAAGAGAAGAAAAAAGGUCCAAGCAAAGCCACAGUUAAAGCAAUGCAAGAAGCUUUGGCUAAGCUGAAAGAGGAGGAGGAAAGGGCGAAGAGGGAGGAAGAGGAGCGUAUCAGACGACUGGAGGAGCUGGAAGCCAAGCGCAAAGAGGAGGAACGCUUGGAACAAGAAAGAAAGGAAAGGAAGAAACAAAAAGAAAAAGAGAGGAAAGAGCGUUUGAAGAAGGAGGGAAAGCUUUUAACUAAAUCUCAACGAGAAGCUAGAGCCAGAGCAGAGGCUACUCUUAAACUACUACAAGCUCAGGGUGUUGAGGUGCCAUCCAAAGAUUCUGUGCCAAAGAAAAGGCCAAUAUAUGAAGACAAAAAGAAAAAGAAGCAACAACAACAGCAGGAAAACAAAGAAGAAAUUAUGGAAUUGACUUCCCCAACUGAAGAAGCUGUAGAACCAGUAACAUCAGUAAAAGAGGCGAUUACUCUUCCAGCAGAGCCAGUUUCAGAAGAAAAGGAGGAGGAUGAACCUGAAGAUACAGGGUUAGAUGAUUGGGAAGCCAUGGUCAGCGAUGAAGAGAGAGAGAAGGAGAGAAAAACUGUCCAUAUUGAAGUCAAGGAACAAAAUGAUGCAGAUGACGAUGGAGAGGAGGAGGAGGAGGAGGAAGAGGAGAGUGAAGAGUAUGAGGAUGGAGAAAGUGAGGGAAGUGAAGGUGAAGAUGAGAAGACUUCAGAUGAAAGAGAAGUGGAGCCUCAAGCUGCUGGAAAACCAUCUGUGGAGAAAAGGCUAAAUAAAGAACUAAGCUCUGAUUCAGAAUAUGAUUCAGAUGAAGAUCGUACUAAGGAAGAACGUUGUUAUGAUAAAGCUAAACGGCGAAUUGAGAAACGCCGUACUGAAAACAAUAAAAAUAUAAAUAUUGAGAAGCUCCGAGCACCUGUUAUCUGUGUACUUGGACAUGUAGAUACAGGGAAGACUAAAAUCCUAGAUAAGCUCCGUCAUACUCACGUACAAGACAGUGAAGCAGGUGGCAUCACUCAGCAGAUUGGGGCGACUAAUGUCCCCCUUGAAGCCAUUAAUGAACAAGCCAAGAUGGUGAAGACUUUUGAUAGAGAGACUGUCAAGAUUCCAGGAAUGCUGAUAAUUGAUACUCCAGGACACGAAUCUUUCAGCAAUCUUCGAAAUCGAGGAAGCUCGUUAUGUGAUAUUGCAAUUCUUGUCGUUGACAUCAUGCAUGGUUUGGAGCCUCAGACAAUUGAAUCGAUAAACCUGCUGAAAUCUAAAAAAUGUCCAUUCAUAGUUGCACUUAACAAGAUUGAUAGGUUAUAUGACUGGAAAAAGAGUCCUGAUACAGAUGUAGCUGCCACAUUGAAGAAGCAGAAAAAAAACACAAAGGAUGAAUUUGAGGAACGUGCAAAAGCUAUUAUAGUGGAGUUUGCACAGCAGGGCCUGAAUGCUGCCUUGUUCUAUGAAAAUAAAGAUCCCCGCACAUUUGUUUCUCUGGUUCCUACUUCUGCUCACACUGGAGAUGGCAUGGGAAGUCUAAUAGCUCUUCUUGUUGACUUGACACAAACCAUGUUAAGUAAGAGACUGGCACACUGUGAAGAGCUGAGAGCCCAGGUUAUGGAGGUCAAAGCACUUCCUGGUAUGGGUACUACAAUAGAUGUCAUUUUGAUUAAUGGACGCUUGAGAGAAGGAGAUACCAUCAUAGUCCCUGGAGUAGAAGGUCCCAUAGUAACACAGAUAAGAGGCCUCCUGUUGCCUCCACCUAUGAAAGAACUGCGAGUGAAGAAUCAGUAUGAAAAACAUAAAGAAGUUAUUGCUGCUCAAGGAGUAAAGAUUCUUGGAAAGGACUUGGAGAAAACAUUGGCUGGUUUACCCCUGCUUGUAGCCUGCAAAGAAGAUGAAAUUCCUGUUCUUAAGGAUGAAUUAGUACAUGAAUUGAAACAAACGCUGAAUGCCAUAAAGUUAGAAGAGAAAGGUGUUUAUGUCCAGGCAUCUACUCUGGGUUCUUUGGAGGCAUUACUUGAAUUUCUUAAAACAUCAGAAGUGCCAUAUGCUGGGAUUAAUAUAGGCCCUGUCCAUAAAAAAGAUGUUAUGAAGGCAUCAGUUAUGUUGGAGCAUGAUCCUCAGUAUGCAGUAAUCUUGGCAUUUGAUGUGAGGAUUGAACGAGAUGCCCAAGAGAUGGCUGAUAGUUUAGGAGUUAGAAUCUUUAGUGCAGAAAUUAUUUAUCACUUAUUUGAUGCUUUCACAAAAUAUAGGCAAGACUACAAAAAACAGAAGCAGGAAGAAUUCAAGCAUAUAGCAGUAUUCCCUUGUAAGAUGAAAAUACUCCCUCAGUUUAUUUUUAAUUCUCGAGAUCCUAUAGUGAUGGGAGUCAUUGUGGAAGCAGGUCAAGUAAAACAAGGAACUCCCCUGUGUGUACCUAGUAAAAAUUUCAUUGAUAUUGGAAUAGUUACAAGUAUUGAAAUAAAUCACAAACAAGUGGAUGUUGCAAAAAAAGGCCAAGAAGUCUGUGUGAAAAUAGAACCUAUUCCGGGAGAGGCACCUAAAAUGUUUGGGCGCCAUUUUGAAGCAACAGACAUACUUGUCAGCAAGAUUAGUCGUCAGUCCAUUGAUGCCCUGAAAGACUGGUUCAGAGAUGAAAUGCAAAAGUCUGAUUGGCAGCUUAUUGUGGAGCUAAAGAAAGUAUUUGAAAUAAUAUGAAGUUCUGUUAAGCAACGGGCAAGCUGGCAUAAACCCACAAUUCCUAUUACAAAAAUCACCAACAGCUUAUAAUGAUUAUGCUGUUGGAGUUAACAUCUGAGGAAAAAUAGGUGGAUAAAAUGUUUUCCAUGAGAAACCAAGUAACUUACACUGGUUUGACAGUGGUCAAUUUACAUGUCCCUGUGGCUCCAAUGUGCCUGUGCACCUUUCCUUUAUACUGGCUACUGUUUUAAAGUUUGCCCUUCCCAAAUCUUUCAUCCCCCAAAUAAAAUAAUAAUUUUUUAUUACAGAAUUCAACUUUCACUUUUAUACUUGGUAAGAUCAGUACUGCAGUAUUUGAUUAACCAAAUUCCUGCAGACAUUGUGAUUCUUGGACUUCUUUUGAUGUAAGAAUUGUUUAUUUAUGUAUACCUCUUCCCCUCCACCCCCAAUUUUCUUUCUGCUUUGUGCCUAUAAGAAUUUUUUAAGAUACAAAAAUUAGGUAAUUGGGUAUCUGUAUUUGCUUUGUGUGAAACAAUGAUGUAAAGCAUAGUUGGCUGCCUUUUGCUUGUACAGUUUGUCAAAUUUCAUAAACUGUAAUCAGUGCUGAGCUACAAAUAAAGGAAAUGGACAUUAUCCUGUUAAUUUAACUUGUAAGAGAGGCAGCAUAGUAUGCACAACUUAACUGUCAAGUUAAAGUAGUUCCCAGUGUCUGAUUCUAAGAGUUCAUAUAGUGCUCUUGAGUAUACUUUGCUGUAGAAAGGUGGAAUAAAUACACUUAAAUUCCUGUGCACAA
Messenger RNA from Rhineura floridana, 4626 nucleotides. RefSeq names its product eukaryotic translation initiation factor 5B (gene EIF5B). NCBI's taxonomy places the organism in Eukaryota, Metazoa, Chordata, Lepidosauria, Squamata, Rhineuridae. The transcript has 24 exons. Gene Ontology annotation, molecular function: GTP binding; GTPase activity; translation initiation factor activity. The record is from RefSeq and is a predicted model, not a curated record. The coding region runs from base 186 to 3851 and encodes 1221 amino acids.